Molecule: messenger RNA, 1223 nt
Organism: Vitrella brassicaformis
Lineage: Eukaryota; Vitrellaceae
Source: the annotation of a GenBank genome assembly
ACGCAGCAGAUGAGACGCAGAUCAGUGAAGGAUCGACGCACGCAGCAAAUCACUCAACCCCACCAAACCACACAAUUUGGCGGCAGUGUACCAACAGAAAGAACGAUCUGCACUGGCCAAAGUACGGCUAAAAAUCACUCUCUGUGCCACAGUCAGUCUGCCUUUCUGGCCACGAUCCGUCCGGUUAUCACAAACACAUAACACAUAAUUAAGGAGUGAGCAGCUCAAAGAACACGUGUCCCAUCACCCCUCCCUCCCUCUGACCAUAACUCAACUCAUCUUCCCCUCUCUGUCUGUCUGUUGUCCAUUUCGACCAGACCAGCCAGAGACCAUUACACGCGUACGCCACGACACCCAUUCGCCCGCCCGCCCUCCGGCACAGCAGUGUACAAACUCAAGCAAAUCACUAAGUUGAACCAAGGACAGAUGACGUGCUCAUAAGUACACGGCGCAACUCGCACAUGUACGCCUCUCUGCCUCUCUGCAAUCGAUAUGUAAGGAUCGAUCCCUACGAUCCUGUCGAGGGAUAAGCUGUGAAGAAACCGCUCGUACCACUCUCCGGGCAAGUCUCUAUCUCAAUCGGGCACUGGUACGUCCCCUCGAUUUUAGUGGAGUCAGAAGAUCGGAGUAUGCCCAUGUAGGUACACCCACAAUCGUAGCGAAGGAAGUAGUACGCGUAGUCAUCCCCGUCUGCAGGAUCAGCGACCCGGCCCACCCCCACGGAGAAACUGUCGACCGAAAGCAAAAAACAAACAGCAUUCUCCCCGCCAGUGCUUUGUGCAUGUCUUGUCUAUCUGUGUGCCUAGCCUGCCCGUGGCUACCUGGUGUCCUGACUCUCCCUCUGGCACGUGUAGAGAUGCUCUUGAUCCGGCAGGGUACUGCCGAACGUGCAAGUGACGUUCCCCAAACCUUCGCCGAGGUACUCCUCCUCCAUGGUGAAGGUUUGUCCGAGAAAGGGGUCUUGUUCCGCUUGCGCAGUGUCAGUCUGCACGCAGACCCAUAGACACACACACAGAUUCAUCGGACCAGCACAGCAAGAGAGGGAGUGGCUGAUUCCCUACAGUCGGGGGGAUGGCCGCCACGCGUACGCGGAAGUUCUCUGCCGUGCUGGGAACAAUAGCACCGGCCAGGAGGGCACCGACGACGCACAGAAGAAGCUUCAUCGUCGAUCUUCUUGCUUGAGAGGACGAGGGCACACAGAUCUCGGUUUGUGUGGGCACCGG